AUGCACUUGAAGUGGUGUCCAAUCUCUUUGGGUCAACGCUUGUCACUCACCCUCGAACAUGACGCAAAAUUUGGGGGCCCGCCAAUGGGUAAACAAAAGCCGAUUCCUCGACCCUCGUCGCACUCUUCCCCUCGAUCCAUCAGCACAACAGCACAGCAGCAAAAAAACACAGCAGCAAAAAAACAACUUGCGCAAUCGCGGCGGUAUCCAACCAAAACAAUCAAACAGAAAGUACCACCAUCAAUGCCAUCAAAAAAGACACCAUGCCAGGAGGACCAAGCCCAUACCACCAGCAGGCGGAGGUCCUCUUGUAAUCCGCCCAGCUCGACCACCGAAACGAUCCCCCUGCGGAGGUCCUCAAGGAGCUGGCAGACCUGACCGGUCUGACGCGGAGGAAGGUCUGGGUAUGUAUCUCCCUCUUCUAUAGUAUUAUCUAAGCGACAGGAUGCUGAUUAUCCGACAGGACUGGUUCAACCGGGCCCGCGAGAGGGCCAAGCCGUUGGAAGAGAGGAGGUGGGCCCGCGAGGUCAAACCAAAGCGGGAGGAGAAGAAGAGGAGUGCGCGGGAGAGGGUGCAGAAGAAGAUGAGUGCGCGGGAGAAGGCGAAGAAGGCGAAGAAGGAGGCAGACGAGAAGGGAGCAGACGAGGAGGAGGAGGAGGAGGAGGAGAAUGAGGGCGGAGAUGAAGAGAUGGAGGAGGAGGGCGGAGAUGAGGAGAUGGAGUAAGGGGCGGGGAGAGUUUGAUCAAGAAUUUCUUAACCUUCGUCGCCAUGGUUUCUGACCGGUCCAUUCAGGAUUAGUAGGACUCUACCGAAGAACUGUUUGGUGUCCACGAUGGGCCGUGGCGGCAAGGCAGAGUUCUUGCAUCAAGAGUGA
Messenger RNA from Hymenoscyphus albidus, 874 nucleotides. NCBI's taxonomy places the organism in Eukaryota, Fungi, Ascomycota, Leotiomycetes, Helotiales, Helotiaceae. The record is from the annotation of a GenBank genome assembly.